AAAAUACCUAAAAGAGAGUUUUGGGUUUUGAGAUAUUUGGGGGCCAUUUUCCUUAGAAAAACUGGAAAUGCGAAUCAUUUUCACUUCAAUGACACACUAUCUAGCCCAAGCAACGCUCGCGUCCUUCUCGGCUUCCUACCGGAUGCUUACUUUAGUUUACACUUUUCCAGUCACGUCCAAAAGGAUAGAAUCUGUAAAUUUUUCCUGGUGUCCAAGCAGUUCGGUUGUAUGCGCUGCAAAGGGUCCACGGCCGAGAUAUCCUCGGGUUUGGAAAACCAGAAAGAGGAUUGGGACUAUAUCCAAGGCAGCAAAGCUUGUUGAUUGUGUAAAGGGACUGUCUAACGUCAAAGAGGAAGUCUAUGGGGCUCUUGAUUCCUUCAUUGCCUGGGAACUAGAGUUUCCUCUUAUUACAGUAAAGAAAGCCCUGAAGACCUUAGAGAACCAAAGAGAAUGGAAGAGGAUAAUUCAGUUGACGAAAUGGAUGUUAAGUAAAGGCCAGGGAAGAACAAUGGGAAGCUAUUUUACGCUAUUAAAUGCAUUAGUUGAAGAUGGAAGACUUGAUGAAGCUGAAGAGCUUUGGAACAAAUUGUUUUCUCAGUAUUUGGAGAGCAUGCCUCGCAUAUUCUUUCAUAAAAUGAUAUCUCUCUACUACGAUCGGGCAAUGCACGACAAGUUAUUUGAGGUAUUUGCUGAUAUGGAGGAACUUGGGGUUCAACCAAAUAUGGCAAUUGUCACUAAGGUUGGAAACAUUUUCCAAGAAUUGGGUAUGCUCGAUAAAUAUGAAAAACUAAUGAAGAAGUAUCCCCCACCAAAAUGGGAAUAUCGUUACAUCAAAGGAAAACGUGUCAAAAUACGAACCAAGUAUCUGUCUGAAAAUGGUAAUUCCAUGAAUGGUUUAAGUGAGCAAAACAAAAUGGAGCAUAGUUCAACAAAUUCAUUAGAUGAAGCUGAAAUAACUUCCGAAGAUUCCAGUCUCGAAGAUGAUGAGGAAAUCGGCAAAGAUCCAGAUGAAAUUCUGGAAGAUGAACAUAUGUGGAGCAAAUCCAAUUUUGAGCAUGAUUUCAUGGGGCUUGGGCAAUUGUAAAUAUAUACACACAUUGUAGUUACUUGUCGAAGUUUUUCAUAGUGUAGACUUUUAUAUUUCUGUUCUUAUUAUUUUGUAGUUUGAAUGGAUGGGAUGAUACUUGAUCA
Cucumis melo (muskmelon) is the source of this 1191-nucleotide messenger RNA. Its product is annotated as pentatricopeptide repeat-containing protein At4g21190. The transcript has 6 exons. The record is from RefSeq and is a predicted model, not a curated record. The coding region runs from base 68 to 1084 and encodes 338 amino acids. Gene Ontology annotation, molecular function: protein binding. NCBI's taxonomy places the organism in Eukaryota, Viridiplantae, Streptophyta, Magnoliopsida, Cucurbitales, Cucurbitaceae.